CGCAUAUUGCACGGAAACUAGAACAUCCAUCGUGAAUGGAAUUUUUGCACUUUAACCACCAUCAGAUUCUGAUCAUUGUAGGAGAUGGACUCAAUAGCUAGUGUAAGUCCAGCUGAACCGUGUAACGUGAGAACUUAAGUGUAAGAAAUGCAUUCACUGAGAAUGUAUCAGCAACCUCUGACGUAAGCCGAUGAGGUCGGCCAAUGCUCUGUUUCAACAAAGUUGCGACCAGUCGGGAAUUUCCGCUGUUACGUUACAAUCCGAAAGGCAAGAGGGCUUAAAUAUAUGAAGUGCAACCGGACAUGCACUAUACAAGACUGACACACUUUGUAAGAACUCGUUGUUUAAUUCGAACUCCUGAAAAACCCUUGUACAUCAACACAGGAAGCAGUCGGACUGUAUCGUAAACACACGCAUAUAUAUACUCUCUGAUCCCUCUUAAUUCUUGGUACAGGGACCUCUUCACAAGGACACACAAGUGACAACCAACAAAAAAUAAAUAAGAACAUAUAGUGAUGAAUAUUGAGGCGUGGAACUCGGAGUUAUCAGACUUUCUCAUCGGGAACAACAUUGUGUUGGGACUUUAUCUUGUUUUAGGGGUUUUCGGAAAUGGCCUCGUUCUAUUCAUUUACUUGGUCCGUAUGUCAAAGAACAGCGAUGACCGUUAUUUUAUCCCGUCCCUCGCGGGAAUUGACGCAUGUGCGUGCGUUGUUGGAUCGUCGUAUGCCCUCGCCCUGAACCUGUUGCCCGUGAGGUUUCCUGGUGAUAUUCUUUGUCGUGCCCUGUGGUAUUUCAGCCAGACGACAACUAUUUCAGGAGGAACUCUGCUUUUAGUUAUAGCAGUUCAUCGCUAUUUGAAAGUUUGCCGCCCUUUCAUCGGAAAGUGGUCGCUCAAGGUAAAGAGACUGGUCGUGCUAGGAACAGUUGCGGUCGCAGCAGUUUUAUCCAUUCCAACGAUUUUCUUGUACGGAGAAAUUAAAGUAACUAGCGACCGAUACAGCGUUGAAAACACUUCUCUAGUGGGAUAUCGGUGUGGCAACAAGGGCUCUGCGGGCGCUCUUUUUGGAUAUAAUGUUUUCUUAUUUAUUUAUGCUGUGACGGGAAUAGUAAUUAUCACAAUCUGUUACACCUUUAUUGGUAGGUCUAUUUACAGUAAAGUCAUGACCUACAGAAAGUCUCUAAGACGUGUGAACGUUGUACCUCGACCCGAACUCUCGGUCUCCACUGUGUCUGACAUUAGACGGAGUAAGAACCUUGAAAAUUGUGCUACUAACGAUAAAAAUGGAGAUCACGGAUACCAAGAACAACCAAUCGAACGCACGCGAGUGAGUAGUAACUUUUUGAAACCCCCUGAGAAAGAACUACCAAAACACAUUAAAAGGAGGUCGCAUGAGCUCGUGAGGGCCAAUAUUCCAGCCAUGAAGAACCACUUUCAGCAUUACAAAUAUUCGUACAUGUUUAUGACGAUUACAGUUGUGUUUGUAAUUGCUUACUUGCCUCGCAUUGUCAUCAUGUUGCUCGAGUCGAUUUUCGUACAGACGUUUUGGCUUAAAUCAGACUCUGCCAUUGUAGGAUUAUUAUUUUUGUAUCGACUGUACAUUCUGAACCACGUUGUCAAUCCUUUCAUAUAUGGAUUUUUUGACGUCAAGUUCCGACACGAAGUAAAAUAUUUGAUUUGGAGACGUAAAAACAAACCUGUUCAUCCAGACAGUCAAACUGGUCAUUAGAAGUUCAUGCGUGCUAAAUAACAGAUAAUAUCAAUAUAUAAUAUUGACAAUAUUAUUGUCAAUAUUUGUGCUUUUGUUCAGUAUAUGAUGCAAAAUAUGGUUUUGUCUUUUCAAUUUCAAAAGGUGCAUUAUAAAGUUUGUUCCCGUAGGAUGUGUUAGGUUUUGCAAUAUAUGCACACAGAUGUACAUGUAUGUACAUUAAUAUGCAAGGUUUCUAGUUUCUGUCUAUGCAAUAUAUAUAAAUUAUAUUUUUCAUUUAUAUUAUUUCGUCAACUAGUCACGCGUGCAGUAUGUCACGUUUGAAGUGGCUGUUUACAGACUAAAGUGUUAUUUGUUAAAUUUAUAACUUGCCAUGUACUUUGUUUUCAACGGUUAACUAAAAUGUCCGAAUGUUUAGUAAUAAAUUAACAUAGUUGUGUUAAAUUCGAAAAAUCUCUGGGUUUUUUUUUAAAGAAUAAAGAACUAAAAGUCUCUGGUUAUAUUAGGUUCAUGUACCAAUAUGUCAUCAUCUAAUCGAAGCUAAAGUGAAGUUCAUUUGCCAUAGUUUUAUAUAAAUGAAUAAUUCAGACUUAUGAUAGAUUAUUAAUGUAUUGCAGUGCCACGUAUUCAUUUGGGAUUUCGCACUCCUCUCUGUGAGGUUACAGCAACAGGGAAUAUAGGGCAUUGUUUAAGGCCAUGU
Molecule: messenger RNA, 2406 nt
Organism: Magallana angulata
Lineage: Eukaryota; Metazoa; Mollusca; Bivalvia; Ostreida; Ostreidae
Product: cholecystokinin receptor-like
Exons: 1
Coding region: 516-1727 (403 amino acids)
Biological process (GO): neuropeptide signaling pathway
Cellular component (GO): membrane
Molecular function (GO): G protein-coupled peptide receptor activity
Source: RefSeq, a predicted model, not a curated record